AUGGCUGUCCCAAACAACAUUUGUACCCAUCUUACGUUGGGUAGAUGUCCAUGUACUGCAACAGAGACAGAAGUGUGUGAUUCCAAAAGCAAUGUUUGUACUCAUUUAACGUUCAGUUGUUUGUGUCACUGUACAACAGCCUCCUCAACAAAGAAAAGGAAAGGUUGCCACAAAGGUCCCUUUGUUGCUAAAAAGAAAGCACUCAUAGACUUGGUGGUACAAGAUGAUGUUCUGGUGGAAGGCGAUGAUGAUGAUCCUUGGAAGAUAAAAAAGGUGUUGAAAGAGAGUGAUCUUGGCAAUAUGAGUCGGCUCAUGCUAGGGAAGGAUUUGGCAGAAAAGUUUGUGUUGCCUGUGUUGGGUGAUGCUGUUGAGAUUGAGAAGGGAGUUAGUGUUAAGAUUUGGGAUGUGGACACCUACACCAUGCACUCUCUUGUUUUCAAGAAAUGGGUUUCUUCAAGAUGCUACAUUUUUAUGGGAAAAUGGGUCCAAGAAUUUGUUAAGAGAAGGGGCUUGAAGAAAGGGGAUGAGAUUGGCUUUUCUUGGAAUUCAUAUAAUAGUCACUUCAACUUCUCUGUUCUUAGGGUCAAUUAA
Abrus precatorius (Indian licorice) is the source of this 591-nucleotide messenger RNA. RefSeq names its product putative B3 domain-containing protein At1g78640. The record is from RefSeq and is a predicted model, not a curated record. Bases 1 to 591 code for a protein of 196 amino acids. Gene Ontology annotation, molecular function: DNA binding. The transcript has a single exon. Lineage: Eukaryota; Viridiplantae; Streptophyta; Magnoliopsida; Fabales; Fabaceae.